Molecule: messenger RNA, 3675 nt
Organism: Phlebotomus argentipes
Lineage: Eukaryota; Metazoa; Arthropoda; Insecta; Diptera; Psychodidae
Gene: Glg1
Product: Golgi apparatus protein 1
Exons: 4
Coding region: 334-3675 (1113 amino acids)
Cellular component (GO): Golgi membrane
Molecular function (GO): fibroblast growth factor binding
Source: RefSeq, a predicted model, not a curated record
UUGUUGCCUGGUUUGAAUUCGCUGCUGGCAUGCCAGUUGGCAAGCGAGUGAAAUGUCAUCGCUUUGUUGACAUCAUCGCGGCUGAAAAAAAGCAAACAGCGGAUCAGUGAUGUGAAAAACGGGAAAUAGCUGGAAACUCUGUGAUCCCAAGAGAGUGAUUUCCAUCCCAAUUGCCACGUGGACAGUUCAGUGAUUCCGGGAGUGUGAAGAGUGCUCGUGGCGUGUGAAAUUGCAAUGAUUCCGGGAGUGUUUUGAGUUGUUUUCCGGCCAACUAGAUCGCGUGGCUGUUCCGGGCAACUGAAUGGACUGAGAGAGUACGAGCAGAAUCACGGGAUGCUGCGAUCCGUGCUGGUGGCUUUGUUUGUGUGGGACCUAACGUCACUGUGCCGCGCCGGCGGAGUGCUGCCGGUGGCGGAGUUGCGGCGCGACAGACGCGCCGUAAUCGCCGGGCCGCGGCGCCUCAUUGACGAGGUGGCGUGUCCGGAGGUCAGCAAGAUGUGCAGCAAUUUGCGCUCCGGCGCGGACGACCUGUUCGUGCUGGAGUGCAUCCAAUCGUUCACACCGGAGCAGCUGGAGUCGCUGUCGGAGACGUGCAAGCACACCAUUUGGGAGCACACGUCCGACAUCAUGCGCGACGAGAACGUGCGCCGGCUCACGGUGAAGACGUGCGGCCAGGAGGAGGUAGACAAGCUGGACUGCAAGGUGACUGAGGAGAUUGGCCACUUCCUGGCCUGCGUCCUGGAUCGACGCGAGGACGUGGCCAGCAAGGAGUGCCGCAGCUUUAUCCAACGUCUCGAGUGGGUGGCAUUCUCUGACUUCCGCCUCAUCGGGCCGUUCAUGCACGACUGCGAGAAGGAUAUCGUGCAGCUGGGCUGCGGCCGCGUGCAGCUAGACCGAACGAAGCUGUCCCAGGGCGAGACGCUCGCCUGCCUGCAGUCGCAGCUGGACAAGCUGAACAACAAGUGCCGCAAAGGCGUGUUCCACCUGUCUGAGAUGCAAUCGGACAACAUGAAGUUCGAUCGGCAGCUCUUCCUCGCCUGCGUCACGGACUCCGAGCGCUUCUGUCCGCAGGGCAGGCCGGGCUCUGGCGCGGUGUACAAGUGUCUGAUUCGGCACGUGAACCACGCCAGCAUGUCGCAGCGCUGCCAAGAACAGCUCACGCGGCGAGAGAAACUCAUCGCGCACGACUACAAGGUGAGCCGCGGUCUGGCCAGGGCGUGCCGCGACGACAUUCGCGUGUAUCACUGCCGGCGCGGCGUGAGUGACGACAAGGAGGUACGCCUGGCGCAGAUCUUGCUCUGUCUGGAGGCGGCGCAGAAGAACAGCUCCAAGAUCACGCCCGAGUGUCUCGCCGAGAUGACGGACCACCGCAAACUGCUCAUGGAGGACUACAAGCUGUCGCCGGAGAUCCUGGCCGGCUGCCAGGAGGACAUCGCCAAGUUCUGCGGCAACAUCGACUCGGGCAGCAAGACCAUCCACUGCCUCAUGGACCACGCCAGGCCCAAGCGCAAGAAGGAGCGGCGCGUGUCGCCCACGUGCGAGCGCGCCGUGGAGCAGCUGGUGAAGGUGGCCGACGUGGGCGAGGACUGGCGCGUGGACCCAGUGCUGCGGGACGCUUGCAAGCCCGUGGUAGACGUGGCGUGCCGCGACACGGAGGGCGGCGACGCCAGGGUGAUGUCCUGCCUGAUGGAGAAGCUCUCCACCAGCUUCAUGACGCAGGACUGCGAGGCGGCGCUGCUGCAGAUCCAGUACUUCGUGGCCAGGGACUUCAAGCUCGAUCCGCAACUCUACCGGCACUGCAAGGAGGACGCCGUGCGACUGUGCCACGCCAAGAAGGCCUGGGCGGAUGUGACGUCUGAGCAGAUGGACCCCGAGAGGGGCCCACUCGUGCUGCCCUGUCUGCACCGCUACGCCUACCACGCAUCGCCGGACAUGCACCUCCGCCCCGAGUGCUUCCACGAGGUGAAACGCGUCAUGCGUCAGCGCGCCAUCGCCGUGGAUCUCAUUCCGGAGGUGGAGGACGAGUGCCUGGACGACCUGACCAGGUUGUGCCACGACAAGACGGGCAAAGGCGAGGAGAUGCAAUGUCUGCAGGAUAAUUUGGAGAAGCUGGACAGCAAGUGUUUGCUGGCGGUGGAGAAGUUCACGGAGGAGGAGGCAGGUCACGUGGAGCUGAAUUCGGUGAUCAUGAUGGCGUGUCGCGGCGCCAUGGAGCACUACUGUGACGCGGUGCUGAAGAGUGGCACGGACGAGGGUGAGAUGAUGGAGUGUCUGAUCUCGCACAAGAACGAUCCGGGCAUGCGAGAGGAUCUGAAGUGUCGUGCCGCUGUGGAACACUUCCAGAUCAUCUCGCUGAAGAACUAUCACUUCACGUUCAAGUUCAAGGAGGCGUGCAAGACGUACGUGACGCGCUUCUGUCCGGCCAGCAAUACGAAGUACGAAGUCGUGGCGUGUCUGAGCGAGAGGAUGAGGAAUGACACGCUGAAGGGACAGCGACACACAAUUCCGAAGGAGUGCAGACAGCAAGUGCGCAGCCAAUUGUAUCAGCAACGUGAGAAUAUUGACUACGAUCCGCGCCUGAAGAGCGUCUGCCGGGAGGAAAUUGACCAUCUGUGCUACGAAGUGCCCAAUGCGGGCGGUCAGGUGAAUAGAGGCCGAAAUAUUCUGGAGUGUCUGCAGAGGAAUACGGAGAAGCUGAGUCCGCCGUGCAGACACGCCUUGUUUAGCGUGCGUCGCUCAGAGUUGAUGGACAGUGCCACAGAUUACACCCUGAUCAACGCGUGCAGAGAGAUGCUGCAGCAGUUCUGUCCGCGCGUGGAACAAUCCAAUGCGCUGCAGUGCCUGAAAGUGCACAGAGAGGAGCCAAUGUUCGACCAGAAGUGUCACUAUGUCGUGGUGAAUCGCAUGAUCGAGCAGAAUCUCGACUAUCGCUUCAAUCCGCAGCUGCAAGACGCGUGCCGCCAGAACAUUGCCAACUACUGCACGGACAUCGUGGCGUCGGCGAAGAAGAAUGAGGAACUGAACGGGAAGGUGGUGAAUUGCCUGAAGGCGAAGUUUCGCGAGGGCAAACUCACGCACGAGUGCAAGAACCAGAUGACGCUGGUGCUGCGCGAACAGGCGCUGAACUACAAGUUGAAUCCACUGCUGCAGAAUCUCUGUCGCAAGGAGAUUCAGGUGCUGUGCCGGCCGACAGAUGAGAUUGAGGAUCACGGGCGCGUGGAGGAUUGCCUGAAGGAGGCCUUCCUCCGGCAGCAGAUCAUCACGAAGGAGUGCAAGAUCGAAGUGGCGACGCUGAUCCAGGAGGCCAAGGCGGACAUUCAUGUGGAUCCGCUGCUGCAGCAAGCGUGCACGUCGGAUCUACUGCGCUACUGUUCGGACGUCAUGAGCGGCGACGGAAGACAAUUGCGGUGUCUGCAGACGAUCUUGUCGGAUCAGUCGAAGGCGCUGGAGGAGAAUUGCCGGCAGAAGCUGCUUCAGCGCGUGGAGAUGUUCAAGAAUGCCGCUCCACUCGUGGCAGCGCCGGAGAAUCUAUCAGACUUGUACACUCAGGUGUCGUCAUCGCCAGCGAAGAAGUUCUUCUUCAUAGCUUUCCUCACCUUUGUGGGCUUCAUCUUCAUCUUCGGGCUGUUCUGCGGCCGCGCCACGAGGCGCACCAUUGCCAUGAAGAACAAGUGA